This is a messenger RNA of Mesorhabditis spiculigera, 2724 nucleotides long. The record is from the annotation of a GenBank genome assembly. Lineage: Eukaryota; Metazoa; Nematoda; Chromadorea; Rhabditida; Rhabditidae.
AUGUCCACCCUACGGACUGCGAUAAUGUGCUAUUUGCAAGACAAGAAAAGAAGUCUCAACGCAAAGGCUGAUUUUUAUAGCCAGCCUUGCCGAAACCAAAACGAGGCCGAAGAUUGGGGCAGCGUCGAGGGCCUGAUGGGGCUGAACAUAACCGAGCACAGAGAAGAGCUGCAUGGAAUGCCUGACCUGAAUUGCAUCCUCGACAAACUCCUCCAAUCCGCAGAGGAUUUUCGAGCAAAGCGGAGAUGGGGAAGGGAAUCCGAGGCGUCACCUCAAUGCCCAUUUCCUGCCGCAAAAUUGGUUGAAUAUGAGCUGAUCCGCCAUAGCAGUGAGGAGGACCAGAAGAUGAUCGCCGACCUGGAGAAGGUUUUUCGAAAUGUGCAUGUGACAGAAGAAGAGAUUUCUUACUGCCUUCCCGACCCUGAUAAUUUAACUAAAGACGAAGCAGAAGUUGAUGAAACUAUUGUCGAACAGCGCAAAACCAUCGAAAUCGAUUUUCUCGACGACUUGGAGCUGUAUUUCCGGGCUAUCCGAGGCCCACAGAUUGACCCUCCAACGUCAAUUAUCGACUUUCGAAGACGGUCCCUUGAUCAAUGCCUACGAGGUCUUCAAGGAGUUAUGCCCAUCCAAGCACGCCUGCGAAUUGGCAGCACCAUUUUUGAACAUACCGUCGCAGUAUCGGACUGUGUGAAGGAGUGGACGUUGUGCCCGGGAAAAGACGGCAUCCUCCUCUGCACCCUGAAGCAAUAUCUCAUCGAUCCCGAAUCCGGAACAUGCGAUUUCAUAGAUUGUCCGGUGGGCGAACUACCAAGUCUCGUCGGUGACAAACGCAACUGCCUCCCGCGGAAUCGCAUGACCAACGGCACGCUGCCCGAACGCUGGUGGUGGGACGGCUGCAUCUAUGAUUACUACAUCAACUGCGGCAACUACGUGCCAGUUUGCCUCAACGCCGCGGUGAUCACGGCAUACAACGCGAGCGCGGGAGGUUGCAUCAACGAAGGCUGCCCUCCUGCGACGCACCCGUGCAAAGGAGAAAACGGAACGGAAUGCAUUGCCUACGACGACCUGAAGUCGGCCCGCUACAAGAAAGGAGGAGACGUGUGUGUCCUUGCUACAGCCGAGGAGAAGGCUGCGGCGAGGCCUACCCCUGCAGCGGCUGCCCAGGAGAAGACCGAGCCUAAAGAAACAUCGCCAGCCUCGUCCCCAUCUUGCUAUGCGGUCUCAGAGUGCAUCAAGGAGUGGACGUUGUGCCCGGGUAAAGACGGCGUCGCCAUUUGCACAAGGAAGGAUUCUCUUCUCGAUCCGGAAUCGGCAGACUGUGCAUUCAAGGAUUGCCCCAUGGGUCUGAUGCCGGAUCGUUUCGGCGCAAGGCUUGAUUGCCUCCCGUUGAAUCGUCUCACCAACGGCAGUCUGCCUGAUACUUGGACCUGGGACGGCUGCGCCUACGAAUACUACAUCAACUGCGGCAGCUAUCUUCCGGUUUGCAUCAGUUCCGGCUCUCUUGAGGGAUACAACGUCAGCAUUGGAGGCUGUAUCAAAGAAGGCUGCCCACCUGGUUCGCACCCGUGCAAAGCAGAAAACGGGACGGACUGCAUUGCCUACGACGACCUGAAGUCGUUGCUCUAUAAGGAUAAUGGAUACGACUGCGUCCGUGCCACACCGGAGGAGAAGGCUGCUGCGAGGCCUACUGUCCCAUCGGCUGCCCAGGAGAAGACCGAGCCAAAAAGCUCCUCUCGUGCCCCUUGGCUUCUCGUGAACUCCGUCAUCUACAUACUGACACUUCGUUUACUCGGAAUUUUCUGCAGCGUAGCAUCUGGCAUGAUGUUCGUCUACUUGCUCGUCCUCGUCCUCUACACCGGCGAGCUCAGCGCCGAAAAUACGACUCUUUCUACAGACGUGUGCCCAAAGGAUAGCGACGCGUGUAAAGGUUGUACGGGCUCAUGGGUAGCCUGUCCCGGGAAAGACGGUGCCCCGAUCUGCUCCAAGAAGUACAAUCAGGUCGAUCCCAAGGGGUCGGUUUGUCAAUACAAAGAAUGUCCGGUGGGCGAAGGCCAGAUUCUUGUGGGGAAGGGUUUCCUUUGCGUCCCGUUCAAACAUUUCGUGAAUGGCACUCUCCCGGGGUCCUAUUUAUGGGAAGGUUGCGAACAGAAAAUGCGGAUCAACUGCGGUACCUGGACUCCAAUUUGCUUCGAACCCGACCUUGUGAUGAGCUACAACGAUAGCCUGGGUGGUUGUAUCAUGGAAGGCUACUUGAAGCCGGCGAAGGAGUGUGCGGGGCUGAAGAACACGCUGGCCUGUUGGGCGGCCAACGACGACUACACGUGCAUCGGCUUCGAGCGCAUCAACUCGAUGACCGUCGACAAGCACAAUAAGACCAUCUGCACAUUUGCAAAAUGCACCGGAGAAGAUGCCCUCCUGUGCAGCGCCGAGUGCCAAUCCAUCCACGAGGUCAAGAGGGUGCUGCCGGGAGGAGAGUGCGAAUACCGCACCCUCCGCCGUGGCCAGAUCAUCAUGAUCAUCUCGUGCUCCAUCAUCGGAACCGUGGCCGUGAUCGCUGUCGUGGCUCUGCUCACCCGCGUCGUCAUCCUCCAGAAGAACCGGAACAAGCCGAUCGAGCAUCGCCCGUCCAGCAUGGAGAACAAGCACCAGGAUGGUGACAGCAACGAGAAGCGCCCAUUCCUGCCCUCCAAGAACCCGAAGGCGUUCAACGAGAAGCCCCAAGUC